Messenger RNA from Arabidopsis thaliana (thale cress), 1292 nucleotides. RefSeq lists its product as uncharacterized. Lineage: Eukaryota; Viridiplantae; Streptophyta; Magnoliopsida; Brassicales; Brassicaceae. The record is from RefSeq and is marked reviewed. The transcript has a single exon. The coding region runs from base 16 to 1080 and encodes 354 amino acids.
AUCAUUCUUGACGUCAUGAUAAAGAUACUCAACCCCCACUCACACCAUUCUCAAACCACAACUCUUAAAACAGCUGAGAUCUUGUCUAAAUACAGACCCAUUGCACCAAAGCCCGGGACGCCUCGAGUGAACGACGAUGAUCCUUCUUCCUCUAUGUCUCACAAAAUCAGCCAAUCUCCUUACCUUCGUAACCUCUGGCCUCAGCUUCAAGCGCGACCUACAAGAACCCGCAAGCGAGGCCGAGGCGGGAUGGGUCCCUCUUCUCUUGCUAUGAAGAGACCAAAGUCGUCAUGCGGUUCUUCUAGUACUUCUACUAUUUCUACACAACGUGUUCUUGGACCUAUUAAAACACUGUCGUUUCAGGCUUUCACUCAUCAUAGGUUACCUAACCUACCUCAAGUUGGCUACGGUUUUGAGAAUGGUGUCUCUUCUACUUUGGUGACUUUGCCUCUUCUCCAAUGCUCUCCUCCUUCCUCCAAAUGCAUGGAGCCAGAGAUCAAAGGAAAAGGUGUCAUUGAUCUGAACAAGACCGCGGAAGUGAUACAGGAGAGAGACUUCUUGACGCAACUACAAGGACCCAUCACCACAACCACAACCGCAACCACAAGCAGAGUCAUAUCACCGCAGCCCAUAAGGCCGGUUUGCUCAAAGAUCAACGUAGCCUACAUAAACCCACUAACCAACCCAUCUCCAACGUCUCAAACCAGCAAGAAAUCACCAAGAGAGGUCGAAGAGGAUGUUGAAUCCGAUGACUUGCCCUCAGUGAUCACCGAUUCAAACAGCAGGGUCAGACUCGUGAACUCCGCUUACAAGGAAAUGAUGGGGCAGCCAGAGUGCUCAUGGCUGGAUUCAAUGGUGAGAGGGAAGAGGAUCUGUGGAGAAGUGAUGAUCAAUUUUUGUGAAUCCAAAAUUCCAGUGAUGACUGAGAACAAUGGGUUUUCUUGCUGGGUAAGGAUAGAUUGGGGAAGAGACGGUAAGGAGGAGUACAUGCAUGCCUUUUGCGAUGUUACGAAACUUGCUUGCGAUUCCAAGGAUUAUGUCUUUACGUGGAGGUUUCACACAACCACUGACCGCAGAUAGACUUGCCAGUCAAGCUGCAACGUUUAGAUUAGGUUUUGGAGUAUGUGUGUUACCCUUUCUAGUAGUGUUUAGCGUAAUUAUAUAUAUCCUCUAUAGCAAAUAUGUAAAUGUCGUUAGUCAUAUAUAUAAUUACGCUGUUGAAAUACAGUAUGAGUUAAGAAGAACAAGUUCUUUCUUAUAGUAGAAUGGUUUAAUAAUCUCUUGAAAUACAG